UAGCACUAGGAAGUGAUGAGCUGUCUGACAGUUCUCUUGUUUGGUAAGAUGGUGAACAUUACGAUAAUGGUGCGGUGCUGAUACUACGACGGGCCGGUACAAUCCACAGUUGUGUCGUCCUCUGAAACGUGAUGGGUUACCGAUUGUAAUGGCCACUGAAGUGGAUGGUUUUACGCUCUGUGUGACGUUACCAGCUUAACAGGCUUUCCAGUGUACCCAGUGUGGUUAGCUCAUCUUGAAUAUUCUGUCUGGAUCAACCACUCAUCAUCAUCUCAGCAGUCAUUCUGCCUGUCAGAGAUGGACCAUGGAGCGGAAGUGCAAGUUGAAGCUGCUCCAUACUGCUGCCCCACUUGUGAUGAACGGGGCCAAAGCCUGGUGCGAAGAAAUACAAAAACACGCAGCCUGAGCACCUCCUCAGCAAGCAGCUCUUCAGAGUACAGGAGAACACAGUCUCUUCAUGGACCAAGCCCUGUGACUACAUUUGGCCCAAAGGCAUGCAUGCUCCAGAAUCCACUCGCUGUAAUGCACAUCCAGGACCCUGCAAGCCAAAGACUAACGUGGAACAAGCCACCAAAAAGUGUCCUUGUCAUCAAAAAGAUACGAGAUGCCAGUUUACUUGAGCCUUUCAAAGAGCUCUGCAUUUUCCUCACUGAGGUGAAAGGGAUGGUUGUUUAUGUGGAACAGAAAGUUCUUGAAGACCCAGCUAUUUUAGGCGAUGAAAACUUUGGAGCUAUUACAAAGAAAUUCUGCACUUUCAGAGAAGAUCUUGAUGAUAUCUCAAAUCGAGUGGACUUUAUCAUCUGUCUUGGUGGGGAUGGGACUUUGCUUUAUGCAUCUUCGCUUUUCCAGGAGAGUGUUCCACCAGUUAUGGCCUUCCACCUGGGGUCCUUGGGUUUUUUGACACCUUUGAAGUUUGACACCUACCAGUCUCAGGUCACACAAAUGAUAGAAGGUAAUGCUGCCAUUGUCCUGCGAAGUCGUUUGAGAGUCAGAGUAUUUAAAGAGAACUGGGAUAAGAAGGCCAGACUGGAUGAAAAUGGAAUCAUCCUGACUAAUGGGGACAUGGAUAGUCGACGAAAGCCUCUACAAUAUCAGGUUCUAAAUGAGGUGGUGGUGGACAGAGGCCCCUCCUCCUAUCUCUCCAAUGUUGACCUCUUCUUAGAUGGACACCUCAUCACCACUGUGCAGGGAGAUGGUGUGAUAGUAUCUACACCUACAGGAAGUACAGCAUAUGCGGUUGCAGCUGGGGCUUCCAUGAUCCAUCCCAAUGUCCCUGCAAUUAUGAUCACUCCCAUCUGCCCGCACUCUCUCUCAUUCCGGCCCAUAGUGGUGCCUGCUGGAGUUGAGCUCAAGAUCAUGCUGUCACGGGAUGCCAGAAACACAGCCUGGGUGUCACUGGAUGGAAGAAAGAGACAAGAGAUCUGCCAUGGAGACAGUAUUACCAUCACCACUUCCUGCUUCCCUGUUCCUUCCAUCUGUUUACGGGACCCGGUUAAUGACUGGUUUGAAAGCCUUGCCCAGUGUUUACAUUGGAAUGUGAGGAAGAAGCAGAACUACCUGGAGGAGGAAUUCUGAGGCCUUUCCCAUCAUCUUUUCCAAAGUUCCCAGGGCGCCCAAGGUUGAAGCCUGACCCUACUUUGCCUUUUGUUGUCUAUGGAUGUGAGAUCUUUCCAAACUUUAUUCAACAAAGUCUGAACCUGAAAAUAUUCCACUGAAUACUUGAAGAAAAAAAGACCAAACAACACUGCAUCAGUCCUUAGUUUGCCCUUUCAGUCCAAAAAUUAUGUGGAUACUAUUUAAAAAGUUUUUUAAUUGGUAAUAGUUAAUUAAUAUUACAGCAAUAACUGAUAAGUACAGUAUAAAAUUAGGUAUUUUUUCUUACCUUUAUUAAACUUUUUUCAUUAUUCUUGUAAAUGACAAAAUCAAUUUAUUUGAUUAUUAUUAUUAUUACAGUUCAAAAAUUGUUUCAAAUUACAUUCAUCCAAAAGUAUUUUUUAUUUCACAAUGAUUUCACAACGUUUCAUAUAAAAUGCUCCCUUUCUGUGACAGUGGGGAGUGUCAACAUGGCAAACCAGCUUGCAUUUGUUAAAUCAUGACAAUCCAGACACAUUUUGCUGCAGAAAACAAACACAGUGAAUGGACACAAAGAGUAACCUUUGAUAUUUUUAUGUUAGAGGUUGCAAAUAUUGCAUGGCUACCUGACUAACCAACUUGGUUGGCUUGUAAACUUUGAUUUGGACAUAGUUCUUCAUACUGAUUAAAGUAAAAGCAGGUACUAAUGGCAGCAGCAAGAUGGUUAAUUCACAGUUAAUUUGUUAGGAGUGGGGUCUUUGAUUACUUAGUUAAACAUCUUAGAGAAGUGCCUGUAUUAUGAGACGCUACAUCUCUGUUGUCCAUCAUCAUUGUAGUCAACAGGAGCUAGUAGCAAGUUGUUUGACUAUUCAAGUGAAGGAAUAAAGAAAUAUUUUUUAUUACCCCAGGAAGAAUAGUUGAGAAACUAAUUGAGAUCCACUGUAAAUAAGUAGAAUAUGACUCGGUGGUCAAGUUGGUCAUCUCUCAACUGGAAGUUUGGGGUGAUUCCCGGCUCUUGCAGUCAUAUGUUGAAGUGUACUUGGGCAGGACACUGAACCCCAAACUACUCCCAUGGGUGUGAGUGUGCAUCAAAGGGAUUAGAUAAUGCUGAUGGAUGCUUUACAUAGUAGCCUCUGUGAGUGAAUUGAUGAGUGGGACCUGGUGUGUAAAAAGUGCUUUGAGAAGUCUGGAGAAGAGAGAAGAGCUAUACAAGCUCAAGUCCAUUUACCAUCCAUUUUUAAAACAAACUGGAAUGAAACAAAGUUUACUAGGAUUAUAAAAUUCUAAAAGACAGUUUAUUAACAUUAGUAGAACUCUAAUAUACAUGUAUAAUUAUUUCACAAUAUAUUGGGCACUAUAAUUUGGUUCAACAUUCGGAAUUUGAAGCACCAAGCUCACUUGUGCCACCAUGAAGACAGCACUAACAAAUGUGUACUAUGCACAUUCGUAUGACUAUCAUCAUUAAAAUGUAUACUACAAGCUAUUCCCAAAAAUAUGUAUUUCUGUUUGUGUGAGCAUAUCAGAAUGGUGGCUUGUUGAAUGGAGUUUGGAUCCACUUUUGGUCUAGGGCUGUCUAUUUGAUUUUUUUUUUUUCUUGUGUACACUAUUAAGGUGGAAUCGCCUGGGUUCAAAAUGCAGUCUAGAUUUUUUACCCUUUUUUCAUAAACUUCACCAAAACAAAAAGCAGGUUUUGGAUGAUUUUGGACAAAAUCGGUCAGAUGUGGAUGCCAUAUGUUGCAAUACUCUUGGUGGGUGUUAUCAGAACAGCGCUUUUUAAUCUUUUAAGAUGAAUGGCAGGGACACAUCCACUACUUUAUAAGCAACAAACGCUGGUUUUGUUUUUAGAAUGUGUUGUAAUUUCUAGAAAACUCUGAUCUAAGUCAGGCUUUGUUUUACUUCUCAAAUUUUGUUAAUCAUAUCAGAAAAAAUAUGUGGAUAUACCAUCAACUAAUGAGAUUUAAGUUCAUUUAUUUUUUAGGUCUGAUAUGAGGAACAGAAAAUUUACAGUACAUUUUAUGGCGUAAUGUACGGACUGUGCCUUAUACAUUGGUAUAGUUAAAGUAAAGAAAUGUAUUUUUUGUAAUAACAGAGUUGCACCAUUCUGUGAUUUUUUUUGUAUUUGCAUUAUAACCACAGUUGAUUGUUGUCUUUGCUGUCUGAAGCACAUAACACUUGAUUAAUUGAAUUGUGAAAUAUGUUUGCAGAGUCUCUUUUCUGCAGUUAGGUUGUCGAUGCUUAGGAGGACUUUCAAGGUCACACUUGUUCCAGGCGAGAGACCACAGUUCAGACAUCUUAACCAUAUUUUUAAUGUGCGUUAUUUAAUUUUCCUUUAAGCCAUAGCUUAAUUCUAUGUACUGCAGGUCUCAUAAACUAAUGUGUGUUGAUUUCAUGGUCUUUGUGUUUAAGUUGGUGACUGCAAUUAUUUAGCAGCUUUAUGCCACCAUUCCAAUGAGUUGGCAACUACUCUGUCACUGGGCAGUCUUAGCGAAUUUUCUAAGGUAACUUGGCUUACAUAUCUAUUCAGAUAUUAAAUGUAGAUGUUAAUAUAUAGAUUGUGAAUUAGCUGAAAAAAAUGAUAGAAAAUGAACAGAUGUUUCAUCUGUUGUAUUUUUCAAAUGGACCAACUGCUGAGUUUUAAGACAAUCAUUCCUUUAACAGAUUUUAUACAUGUAUUGUAAUUGUUGAAGAAUGUAUUUUGUAAAGUCUAUAUGUUUAUUAGCCAGUUUACAAUUGAUCCUUACUGAAAAUAAAUGUUUUUGGUCAUUUUUAACUUUCUUAAGUCAUUCAAUUCAUAGAAAAAGGAUGUCAUAACAGUUCUGAUCUUCUGCUUUCAUUUAAAAGUACAAUAGUUCAAUACUUUUUGUAAGAUUUCGUCAGACAAGAAAUAGUAGUUUAACUUCAAAUGAUGGUCUUGCACUUUAGUUUGAAAUCUUGCUGAGAACUGUUAUAGCAUGUUUCAAAAUCUUGGUCUAAACCCCAGUUCAACAAUAAACCUCGGCCAUUACUUCUUUUUGCUGUGAAGUAUAAUUAACUCUUCUCUCAAACAGCUUUCAGUUUUGUAACUCUGAGAGCGUGCUGACUCUGACUUUUGUAUUGAUCAUUUUGGUAAUUUUUCUAUUUUGACUCCUAAUAUUUUCUUUCAGAGCACUGUAAUAAACAAGGAGAACAUUUGAA
Molecule: messenger RNA, 4746 nt
Organism: Cheilinus undulatus (humphead wrasse)
Lineage: Eukaryota; Metazoa; Chordata; Actinopteri; Labriformes; Labridae
Gene: nadka
Product: NAD kinase a
Exons: 12
Coding region: 298-1575 (425 amino acids)
Biological process (GO): NAD+ metabolic process; NADP+ biosynthetic process
Molecular function (GO): NAD+ kinase activity
Source: RefSeq, a predicted model, not a curated record